ACCGGCUAACCGCCCAUGUCCUCAUUCUCGUCAGUGGUUGCAAUCCGAUCCCAGGUCGGUGUGCCUCCCAGGCCGGUGACCACGUGUCCCUGGCCGGCCUGGCAGCGGACCAUGUGGAGCAGCAAGAUGGCGGCGCGGUGGAGGGGCAACGACGGGCUUUUAAAUGGCAACAGCGGGGACUUUCUGAGCAGCAGCAGCCGCCACGAGAUGCUUGUGAGCAGAGGCGACGUCGCAGACUUGGAGAGGAGCACGCAGACCUGUGUGGACCACUCCAUCCUGGCCAUCCUUCAGGACUCCACCGUUGCUCCAGAGAACAAGAGGGGAGUGGACGAAGAGAAUGAGAAGUUGCUGUCGGCCCUGACGGAGAUGCUGGACAGCGUGGAGGACGAUGACGGCACGCUGUCUCCCUUCGACACCCUGCCAGAGAGCCAGCUCCUGGUGCGGUCGAUGGAGCCACUCGCUGAAAGGUCUCCAAGUUUACCGGUCUCCGUCAAGAGCAAUGGAGCUAAUGGAGGAGAGCGGAGCAUAGAGAGAUACAGCAGCCCCCCACGGUUCAAACAGGAAAGUCAAGCUGAGAAUAAGGUGGCAGAGAAUGAAGUCGAGGUCUUCACCGCGGCGUCCCUCGUGAACCUGGUGAGGCUCAUGCACCCCUACUGUCUGAAGCUGCAUGUGGGCGAGGGCGACGGGCCGAAGACGAGCUCCAGAUUGUUCUCUGGGGAGGUGUGGAGGUACGAGAAGCCCACGGAGGAGAGCGAUGAGGAGAUAAACGUCGUGUCCGAGGAUGAGGCGCCUCAGAACAAGACGGAGGACGACGAGCCAGAGCGCAGGAGUGGAAGCAACGGUCAGCUCCUAAAGAGUGUGCUGGUGAAGAGGAAUUCAUCCAGCGCUCCGUCGUCCAAAGAGAAGAAAAGAGUGAGCUUUGGCUCCGUUCAAGUGGCUUCAUUUGAUGAGUCACAGCAAAAACGAUCGACCGGGGAAAACCUCACCACUGGCCACAUUUAUGAGACCGUAUCGUGUCCAACAAACGGAUCAAAAGCACUUGAAGCCCCACUGUGUUCAGCGCUCGAACCCAAAACAGCCUCCUCGGAAAUGAGCAGCGCCGCAGCUGAGGCCGUGGCACCAAGAGGUGAGACGAAGGCCAAAGCACUGAGCCUCCAGCAGUACAGGCAGCUGCGCCAGAAGAGGCGACCCCUGGUGGAGAAACAGGGGAACUGCACCACGAAGUGGCCCUCAGUUUCUGAGCCCCCCAAAGGGCUGCUCCCCCUCCCCUGCUUACAGGGCCAAAGGCAAAGCAGCAGUGAACCAAAGAUUGUCCUCCUCCAUCCACAAAGUACCAGCGCCUCUACUGAUCACCCUCAGAAACCUGCUUCUAAGACUUCCUCCUAUCAUAACACCACACCAUCGAGACCUAAACCCUCAGAGGCCAAACUGUCGUGUCGUAUACAUCGUAGUGGACUAAAGCGCCCAAGGACUCAAUCCAGAAUAAUCUCACCUGUGAGUCCACUGCCGGACGUCACAGAUAACAAAGCAAAGGUUGUGCCUCAAAGCAAGAGGAGGUUAGUGGUGAAAGCAACACUGGUCAGCAGCGAUCCCCCAAAUCCUGUUCUCCUCCCAUUAGCACUUAGCCAGCAGCUAACAGCAGCACUCCUGGACCCCUCAUCAGAGCCCAAAGCGCAGCCGGACGCCAACCUUCACAGCACCAGACACUUAGCAGCACAUCAGACUGAGUCCUCGGAGGCCUGUCCUGAUCGACAGGCGCCCUCCUCACAGCCGAAGCCCCCGGUGGUGUCUCCACCUCUGGACAGCACCGCUCUGCUUCAGGAAAGCAGGGACGGGGUUAGUGAGACGUCGCCAGAUGUCCCCUCACCACUGUGCUCCUCCGUCACACAAACGGAAUGCGAAAAAGUCCCGACUCAGGAAUGUAGUCUGAGCCCGAUGCAUGAAACCAAACAGGAACCACAGACCCCUCAGUCACAGAGUCUGGAUCAUGACAAAGUGCAGAACUCAACAGGAGAGUCGGGAAUCGAAGCCCCUGAUCUGACCAGUCUGCUGGAACAGUUUGAGGAAACACAAGCUAAAGAGAAGAGCGUAUGUGAGACUAACCCAGAGCCCAAACACGUUCCUGUGAUUCCUGUUCCUGUGACACGUGAUUUGGACGCGCCGCUCACUGCACCAGAAAGUACCUCCAGGAUACCAGUCGAACUAUUAGGCACCUCAGAACCCCUCAGGAAUCUGCCCGGCCUCCAGAUUUCGGAGCACGAGCGCGUCCCUGAAGCCCUCAGCACUGAAAUCAUCCUCAGUACUCAGAAAGAUCAGCCAGCAAGACGCAGAAAUCCUCAGUCCAAAGCCAUUCAGAUCAUCGACCCUCGUCCCCUCCCGCCCAAAAAGACCCACAGCAGCUCUCUGGAGUCCCCGGCUAAAUACAGCCCCUCUCACCUGCAGUCGUCUGUGUCUUCAGACCAUGAUUACUGUGGACCCUUGAGCCGCUCACUUACUCAGCGCAGCAGAGCAAAGCCAUCCUCACUCAAGGACGUCCACAUCCUUGCAACUGUUGGUGAAUUGCAGCUCGGCUCAUGUGGCUCCAGUGCUGCUGCUCGAAGCAAAGCACAGACCUCGGGUGAAGAAGCAGAGUCUCUGUGUUCGCAGCUCAAGGCCAGACCGGAGGCAGAGCCGUCACCAGACGAGGCUCUGCUGGUUUCAGGCCGUGCUACAGGGGGCGGUGGUGCAGGUAAACACCAGGCAGCAGCCUGCACUCUGCCCACGCCUCCACCCAGUCCUCUGAGCAGAGGGAGGGAGAAGAGGAGGUAUGGGAGAAGGUCUCCUCAGUCUGACUCCAGCUGCAGCUCCAUGUCAUCCUUGUCCUCCUCCUCCAGCUCUGGAUCGCGCUCCCCUAAAAGACAAAAGCUCCGUCACAGGCGCUCAGGGAGCAGCUCCUGUUCGUCAUCCUGCUCUCGCUCCGCAUCUCGCUCGCCGCCCCGGCGCAACAGGUUGCCUUACUCCAGAUCUAGAGCCAGCAGAUCAAGGUCCCGGUCUUGGUCCCGGUCCAGAUCGCGGUCACCAUCCCCACGGAUCUGCGGCAGGCGAUGGAGAGAUGUGUACAGCAGCAGAGACUCCAGGAGGCUCAGGAGGGAACAGGAGAUCAGGAUCCAGAAACUUAAAGCCAUAGAUGAACGCAGGGUGGUGUAUGUCGGCCGGAUCCGCCGGUCCAUGACACACAGUGAACUGAGGGACCGCUUCUCCCAGUUUGGCGAGGUGGAAUGUGUGUCGCUUCACUUCAGAGACAGAGGCGACCACUAUGCCUUCGUCACCUUCUUCACCAUGGAGGACGCCUUCGCAGCCAUUGAUAAUGGCGGCAAACUACGGCAGCCUGAUGAGCUUCCUUUUGACAUCUGCUUCGGUGGAAGAAGACAGUUCUGCAAUUCAAAUUAUUCUGAUCUUGACGCAGACCGAGAUACAGAGCUGUCUCCUGCUGGGAGCAGGCUGGAGGACCUGGACUUCGAUUCGCUGCUGAAACAGGCCCAGAGAGGAGUGAAGAGGUAGCGGCAAGCUGCUCGAGGAGGACAGGCGCUUUUCCACGUACCUCAUUGUGGUUGUGCAUGUGUAGCAAAUCUUUGUUUGGCUUCUUAUGUUUUGACUCAAACCUGCAUGCAGUCCUUGAUGUUUACUGUUAAUAUGCACAUUAUAUUGUAGCGCUUUCAAUUUGAAAACAUUGGUGGGAGCCACUAAAGGUUUUUGUUCAUUCCUUAACAUAGGUAAUGUUUUUAAAAGUGUACAUAAAAAUAAAGGUUGUUUAUAGUGUU
Molecule: messenger RNA, 3800 nt
Organism: Betta splendens (Siamese fighting fish)
Lineage: Eukaryota; Metazoa; Chordata; Actinopteri; Anabantiformes; Osphronemidae
Exons: 11
Coding region: 16-3540 (1174 amino acids)
Biological process (GO): positive regulation of transcription by RNA polymerase II
Cellular component (GO): nucleus
Molecular function (GO): RNA binding; transcription factor binding
Source: RefSeq, a predicted model, not a curated record